AUGCGGUCUUUGAUCUAUGCACCGACACCGGCCUCAUGGUUCCUCAACGGACAAACCACUGUCUACACUCAGCAGGCCAAGAAGUGGUCUGAAUUCUGGACAUGCGGUUUGCAAAUGACAAAACAUUCCCACACAAAAUCCUACAUGUACUCUGGAGGAUACUCAAAUAAUGGUACAGAAACGACGCAGGGACAGGCUCCAUAA
Molecule: messenger RNA, 204 nt
Organism: Penicillium macrosclerotiorum
Lineage: Eukaryota; Fungi; Ascomycota; Eurotiomycetes; Eurotiales; Aspergillaceae
Exons: 1
Coding region: 1-204 (67 amino acids)
Source: RefSeq, a predicted model, not a curated record